Drosophila willistoni is the source of this 1081-nucleotide messenger RNA. RefSeq lists its product as uncharacterized. The transcript has 4 exons. The record is from RefSeq and is a predicted model, not a curated record. The coding region runs from base 98 to 955 and encodes 285 amino acids. Lineage: Eukaryota; Metazoa; Arthropoda; Insecta; Diptera; Drosophilidae.
GGACCAUCUUUUGGUGUCAGUUCAAACGUUUAACGGGCCGCAGCACGACCCUAUCGAUAAGAAGUGAAUCAAAGCAAGAAAUAGUAAAAAUUACAUAAUGCAUUUAUACAAAUUUCUAUUAAUUUCCCUAUUGGCCAUGGUCAGUGUGCAAGGGCUUCUGGCCGCUUGCGUUUGUUCGGAGAAGGGCUCGGAUUAUUGCCAAAGCUGCCAAGGAGCCACUGUGGUGCGUCCAAAGCCACGUUAUUACGAAUCGUCACCAGAUGUGAAUCUCUCGCCCAUUGGUGAUAACUGCUGGUGCAGUAAACAACUAAUCGAACCAGCUCAAUUGCCAAAAACAUGUGGAAAAAAGACACCAUGCAAACCCACCUGUGGCUGCCAACAGAGUGAUGAUAGCAGUUCCAAUUAUGGCAACAUUGUCUAUUCGAAAACAACCCAAGAGGACUCAAGCUCUGCAGCGGAUCCCAUAAGUGUUGGCCUGGCCGUUCAAGCAGGCAAGGCCAUCAAUGUGCCAGAGGCUAAAUUGGCCUAUGGAUUUGCUCAGAAGCCAGUCGAUGGUAUACAGAAAGUAUACUUCUCCAAUGUACCCGAAGAGAAUCUAUUCAAGCUGAAAAGUGAUGUCAUCACCCUAAAGAAACGCACCUACAGCAAGCAGACAGACGAGGAGGAAUACGAAGCCGAGCAGGAGGAGGAGGAAACAACCAGCGACGAUGAUGAUGAGGCUGCACCACAAUUGACAUACAAACAGUUGGGUUACAUUACGGAACAGUAUAAGGAUCCCAAAUUCAAGAAAAUCAAAUCCAGUUAUAGUAGCCGUAGUUCAUAUUCAUCCAGCUCCAGCGAUGGCUAUGGCAAAGUGGCCGGCAAAGUUUCCGUCGAUUGUGGCUUUAAGCCAGGUCGUGUCACUUCCUAUCGUAAUGCCAAUCGCCAGGAACCCGAUGCGGGCAAUUGUUAUUGAUAAACAGACGCCUAAAUGAUGAUGAUGAUGUAUAUAAAAUGAUUAGUUUUAAGACCCUAAACGAACCAAACAAUUAAAGCGACAACGUUCAAAGUUCAUCAAACUUUUACAUUUUCCAAACUAAAA